This is a messenger RNA of Thamnophis elegans (Western terrestrial garter snake), 5088 nucleotides long. RefSeq names its product HECT, C2 and WW domain containing E3 ubiquitin protein ligase 1 (gene HECW1). Gene Ontology annotation, molecular function: protein binding; ubiquitin-protein transferase activity. The record is from RefSeq and is a predicted model, not a curated record. NCBI's taxonomy places the organism in Eukaryota, Metazoa, Chordata, Lepidosauria, Squamata, Natricidae. Gene Ontology annotation, biological process: regulation of dendrite morphogenesis.
AUGCUGUUAUCUCUAUGCUGUGUUAUGAAUCUGUACCAGAACAGGUUAUUAGGCCUGGCUGCUAUGGCAUCUCCAUCCAGGAACUCGCAGAAUCGGCGUCGGUGUAAAGAAUCUCUGAGGUACAGCUAUAACCCAGACCAGUUCCACAACAUGGCCAUUGGAAGUGGACUCCAUGGGACAGUCACCAUUCCCCGCUCGACCAGUGACACAGAUUUGGUCACUUCAGACAGCAGGUCUACACUCAUGGUCAGCAGUUCCUAUUAUUCCAUAGGACAUUCACAGGAUCUAGUGAUUUAUUGGGAUAUAAAGGAGGAAGUAGAUGCAGGUGACUGGAUUGGCAUGUAUCUCAUUGAUGAAAUUCUAUCAGAAAACUUCUUAGACUACAAAAAUCGUGGAGUAAAUGGCUCUCACCAAGGUCAGAUUAUCUGGAAAAUUGAUGCCAGCUCUUGCUUUGCAGAAUCUGAAACAAAGAUCUGCUUCAAAUAUUAUCAUGGAGUGAGUGGGGCACUGCGUGCAACAACUCCCAGUGUGACAGUGAAGAAUAAUACAAUUCCUAUUUUUAAAAACAUCACUAGUGAAGAUUCAGGCCAGGGGCAUGGAAGCAGAAGGCUGAUCAGUUUCUCCCUUUCAGAUUUCCAAGCUUUUGGUUUGAAGAAAGGCAUGUUCUUCAAUCCGGAUCCUUACCUUAAAAUUUCAAUCCAGCCUGGAAAGCAUAGCAUCUUCCCAGCUCUUCCACACCAUGGACAGGAAAAGAGAUCCAAGAUUAUGUGUAACACUGUCAAUCCCAUCUGGCAAGGAGAGCUGUUCAGCUUUGUUUCUCUGCCCACUGAUGUCCUAGAAAUAGAGGUGAAGGACAAGUUUGCAAAAAGUCGACCUAUCAUUAAGCGUUUUCUGGGAAAGCUUUCCAUGCCAGUACAACGAUUACUAGAAAGACAUGCCAUAGGAGACAGGGUUGUUAGCUACACACUGGGACGAAGACUACCAACAGAACAUGUCAGUGGCCAGCUACAGUUUAGAUUUGAGAUAACGUCUUCAAUUUAUCCAGAUGAUGAAGAGGUCUCUAUUGCUGCAGACCAUGAAUCAAUUGAACUUCAAGAAAGCCCCAUUAAUACCUCAGCAUGCAACAGUAUAGAGACCUCAGAAAGUGCAGCUUCAGAAAAGCUAAAUAAACGUCCACUACUAUGCAUCAGUGUGGGCAACUCCGGAGCUGAAGAACCUACCUUGAGCUGCUCCUUCAAAGAAGAGUUAGCACGAUAUAGAGAGAAUGAUGUUGUACCAGAAGACACAGUUAAUCUCUCGGAAUCUAUCCCAGUGGAAAUAACGCCUUCCCCAAGUGCUGUGGAUUUCAGUGAACAACUACAUUUGCUGGCGUGCACUCCUCCAGAGUCUGAAGUUAGAGAAAACAACAAAGUUAAUUCUGUUACUCAGGGAGAUAGUGACAUCUUUAUCAGCAUAGAAGCCUUAUCUAUUGGUGAGGUGAGUGGGGAUGUACAAGCUACCAAGGAUUUAGAGAAGAAUCAGAAUGAUGAAGGGGCUUCAGCCCAAGAGGACCAAGAUGAGAAUGAUGAUGAAAAGGAGAGCAGGCUACAACUAAGGAUCAUGGUGAAAAGGAAAAGCAGGCCUUGUUCCUUGCCUGUGUCAGAACUUGAAACAGUGAUUGCAUCUGCUUGUGGGGAGCCUGAGACUCCUCGUACACACUACAUAAGAAUACACAAUCUCUUGCACAGUUUGCCUUCUGCCCAGUUGAGUAGUGAUGAUGGAGAAGGGGAGGAGGAACAACAAGGCAGUGUAAUAGAGAAUGACGAGGAACUGACAGUGAAGGAAGUAUCUGAGAAAGAUUUAGUUAGUGAGACUGAAACAGUGUUGGCUGAACCGCCUCAGGAAAACUUAGUAGAAGAGAACUUUGUCCGGGGAACUGUUCCGUGCAGCACGUCCAUUGAACACCUUGCUGAUUUAAAUGAACAAACAUUGGAUAAUGAAGGGCCAAGAACUGAAAGUGGCAGUGAACUGAGCCCUAGACCAAAUGGUGACCCUGAGUAUGAAGUGUGUGACACAUCCUGUUAUAGCACUUCUUGUUAUAGCACUUCCUGCUACAGUACCUCCUGUUACAGCACUUCCUGUUACAGCACUUCUGGCCAUGAGAGUGCCAACCGAUUCUCAAGCCAUACUAGGUUUCUCUUCCAUUGACAGUGCAAAGAUUUCUGGAGCACGGUUUUUUCUUCACAGGAUGAUGAAGAGGAGGAAAAUAGUGCUUUUGAAUCAGUGCCAGACUCAGGCCAAAGCCCUGAGUUGGACAGGGAACAGCUGGAUAGCUCUGCCCAUUGGCCUGAGGUUGGUAGUUCCCGAACAAAUCUACAGGGAACUGCAGAAAAUAUAGAGUCUCCAGUAGCAGGCCCAAGCAUCAGAAGAGAAGGUGAUUGCCCUUUGCUCCAUAAUUCUCAGCCAAUCAACCAGCUUCCUUCACUGAGACCUGAUCACCAUCAGUACCCAACUGUUGAUGAGCCUCUUCCACCAAACUGGGAAGCUCGAAUAGACAGUCAUGGACGAGUAUUUUAUGUGGAUCACAUAAACCGAACCACAACUUGGCAACGACCUACAGCUGCAGCUACUCCUGAUGGAAUACGCAGAUCUGGAUCAAUCCAACAAAUGGAGCAACUCAAUCGGCGGUAAAUAUCAAAUAUACAGCGAACUAUUGCUACAGACAGAACAGAAGAGGAUGCUACUGUCAGCAAUCGUGUGGAAAGACUCCUUCCUGGAGGAAGCAGUGAUUCUGAAACAGAUCCUUCCCAGGCAAAUACAGAAAUUGGAAGAGAAAUAUCUGUUUCACCAGUGAAUUCUCAAAAAAUCACUUUAUUGCUGCAGUCACCAGCUGUAAAGUUCAUUACCAAUCCUGAAUUUUUCACACUGCUGCAUGCAAAUUAUAGUGCCUAUCGAGUUUUCACCAAUAGCACCUGCUUAAAACAUAUGAUUCUGAAAAUCCGGAGAGAUGCUCAAUUUGAGCGGUAUCAGCAUAAUAGGGACCGUAAUUUCAUCAACAUGUUUGCUGAUACACGGUUGGAACUCCCGCGAGGAUGGGAAAUCAAAACCGAUCAACAAGGCAAGUCUUUCUUUGUUGACCAUAACAGUCGUGCUACCACUUUCAUUGACCGAAUUCCACUUCAGAAUGGCCGUCUACCCAAUCACUUGACUCAUAGGCAGCAUCUUCAGAGACUCCGUAGUUACAGCGCUGGAGAGGCAUCAGAAGUCUCUCGAAACAGAGGAGUUUCUUUGUUGACUAGGCCAGCCAAUAGCCUAGUAGCAGCAAUUCGAAAUCAGCAUCAUCAUGAAUCCUUGCCUCUUGCAUACAAUGACAAAAUAGUCGCAUUUCUAACGUCAGCCUAAUAUUUUGAAAUGCUGCAGGAGCGUCAGCCAAGUUUGGCUAGGAACCAUGCACUCAGGGAGAAGAUUCAUUAUAUUCGAACAGAAGGUACACAUGGACUUGAAAAAUUGUCUUGUGAUGCAGAUUUGGUAAUACUUCUGAGUCUUUUUGAAGAAGACAUUAUGUCUUACAUUCCUCUUCAAUCAGCCUUCCAUCCUGGCUACAGCUUUUCUCCCCGUUGUUCACCCUGUUCAUCACCUCAGAAUUCUCCAGGCUUGCAGCGGGCCAGUGCAAGAGCACCUUCUCCUUACAGGAGAGACUUUGAAGCCAAACUUCGCAACUUUUAUCGAAAGCUAGAAGCAAAAGGAUAUGGCCAGGGUCCAGGUAAAAUUAAAUUAAUAAUAAGGCGUGACCACUUGCUGGAAGGCACUUUUAAUCAAGUGAUGACUUACUCACGGAAGGAGCUCCAAAGAAAUAAACUCUAUGUUACAUUUGUUGGAGAAGAAGGCUUGGAUUACAGUGGCCCAUCCCGGGAAUUCUUCUUCCUUCUUUCUCAGGAGCUUUUCAAUCCUUAUUAUGGCCUGUUUGAGUAUUCAGCCAAUGAUACUUACACAGUACAGAUCAGCCCCAUGUCAGCAUUUGUAGAAAAUCACCUGGAAUGGUUCCGAUUUAGUGGUCGUAUCCUUGGUCUUGCUCUUAUUCAUCAGUAUCUACUUGAUGCUUUCUUCACAAGGCCAUUCUACAAAGCAUUGUUAAGGCUGCCAUGUGACCUUAGUGAUAUGGAAUAUCUGGAUGAGGAAUUCCACCAAAGUUUACAAUGGAUGAAAGACAACAUCAUUACUGAUAUUCUGGAUCUCACUUUCACAGUGAAUGAGGAAGUGUUUGGACAGGUAACAGAAAGAGAGUUGAAAUCUGGAGGUGCAAAUACGCAAGUAACUGAAAAGAACAAGAAGGAGUAUAUUGAAAGAAUGGUUAAGUGGCGAGUAGAAAGAGGGGUUGUUCAACAAACCGAGGCACUAGUUCGUGGCUUCUACGAAGUUGUGGACUCAAGACUUGUUUCAGUUUUUGAUGCUAGAGAACUAGAAUUGGUAAUCGCUGGCACAGCUGAAAUCGACCUUAAUGAUUGGCGCAAUAACACAGAAUAUCGGGGUGGUUACCAUGAUGGCCAUAUAGUAAUACGAUGGUUCUGGGCUGCAGUAGAAAGGUUCAACAAUGAGCAAAGACUACGGUUGCUGCAGUUUGUUACUGGAACAUCUAGUGUCCCUUAUGAAGGCUUUGCAGCCCUUCGAGGGAGCAAUGGACUACGGCGCUUCUGUAUAGAGAAAUGGGGUAAAAUAACAUCACUACCCAGGGCCCAUACUUGUUUCAAUCGCCUGGAUCUUCCACCCUAUCCAUCAUAUUCAAUGCUGUGUGAAAAGCUGUUGACAGCUGUUGAAGAAACUAGUACCUUUGGACUUGAAUGAAAAAAGGGAUUCAAUUAUUUCCUUGUCAAUGAGAUCAUUCCCUCCUUCUGCCAUAAGAAUUUGAUUUUCAGUAUUUUGUUUCUGAUGGAAAAGACAGGAGAAAUAAAAGCUGUGCAUGAAGAACAACUUUCCUUUAAGAACUAACUUUCAUGCUUUUCAUCUUUAAUUCCUAAUGGACAAUUACCCUGUAUGCAAUAUGAAAACAAGGUCUCCAUGUAUCUACACAUACCUCCAUUAGUAAUAAUGAAAAUACGAAUGCAAGUUACU